UCGUCACCAUUUACGUUGUUUGUAAAAUGGAGGGAGUUCGAUAUAAAGUGGAAAACUAAAUUGCAAAGAGCAUGCGAAUAAAAAACACAAAGAAAUAAUAGCAUAAGGAGUUAGUCAUAUAAUUUACGUAAAAUCCAAACAUGAAAUCAGACGUGGAAGAGUUGAUGCCCAGGCUUUUGCCAGUAGAGCCCUGCACUGAAGAAGAAUAUGAUGUGAACGAACCACCAAGAAAUCCUCAGGAAUAUCUCAGAUAUGUACAAUUGGAAGCAUCACUUUGCCCUGAUGUCGUGGUAGCACAAAUUGAUCCAAAGAAAUUGAGAAAAAAACAGUCUGUAAACAUUUCUUUCACAGGUUGCCGGGCUGCGCCCCAGGGUUUUUCACCCAGCCUGAAAUGGCAACAGCAGCAAGUCAGCAGCUUCUCCGAAGUGAGACAGAGUGUCACCAAGAACAGACAACACUGGAAAGUUCAAUUUCUGGAUGACAAUGUUGUCAUGCCCAAACCAGAUGAUGAAGAUGGGUGGAAAAAGUUUUGCCUGGGUGAAAAGGUUUUUUUAAACAUUACAUCAACUGAAAGAGACAUAGGGAACCCAGGACUUGAUUAUGUGAAGAUUGGCUUUCCUCCUUUCCUUAGCAUUAUGAGCAAGCUCAAUCAGUCCACCAUAUCUGCUGUGCUUGAGUACUUGAUCAACUGGUUUGAGGAGAAUGACUUUGUUCCACAGUUGGGCAGAUGGCUGUAUGCAUUACUUGCAUGCCUGGAGAAACCUCUUCUCCCUGAAGCACAUUCACUUAUCAGACAACUGGCAAGGCGAUGCUCUGCAGUACGAGCUAACCUGGAAAAUAAAGAUGAUGAGAGGCUGUCAGCACUUAACUUGAUGAUAUGCAUAGUUGCAAGGUAUUUCGAACAAAAUGAUUUGGCUGACAAAGACUGAAGAAGGAAACCUUUUGUAAAUUACUUUUUUCCCCUGUGCAGUGUGAUCAUAUUUGUAUCACUUUAUAUGGCCCCAAAAAGAUGCUUGUGAUUAUUAUGUUCUAGUCUGAAGAACUCCUUUAAUUAAUGUCUCUUCAUUUUUCCUUCAAUUUGUUUAAUUUUUCCCCAGUGAAAAAUGAUGAAUAUUUGUGAUGACUUGAUGUAAAAGUAUUGAAUGUAUAGUAAAAUAAAAAAUAUUUUAACCAAUAGA
Electrophorus electricus (electric eel) is the source of this 1178-nucleotide messenger RNA. It is a transcript of the gene gemin2, whose product is annotated as gem (nuclear organelle) associated protein 2. Lineage: Eukaryota; Metazoa; Chordata; Actinopteri; Gymnotiformes; Gymnotidae. The record is from RefSeq and is a predicted model, not a curated record. Gene Ontology annotation, biological process: spliceosomal snRNP assembly; spliceosomal complex assembly. Gene Ontology annotation, cellular component: SMN complex; nucleus; spliceosomal complex.